Messenger RNA from Sapajus apella (tufted capuchin), 802 nucleotides. RefSeq names its product chromosome unknown C1orf100 homolog (gene SPMIP3). The transcript has 4 exons. The record is from RefSeq and is a predicted model, not a curated record. NCBI's taxonomy places the organism in Eukaryota, Metazoa, Chordata, Mammalia, Primates, Cebidae. The coding region runs from base 235 to 720 and encodes 161 amino acids.
UAUUCUGAGCGACAGAGUGGAACUCCUUCUCAAAAAAGAAAAGAAAUGCACAUCUGUGUGUAUUUGCCUUGUGCUUACCAUUUCUUUUUGCUCCUUUGCUAACCUUGUAUUUCCUUCCCUAAAUAGUCUAUACCCAUAGUUUUUCUGCUAUGUCAAGUUUUUUACUGAUUUCUUUCAAGAUGGACUUUGUGGUACCAGAGGGCUCACCCAUGGAACUAUGCGAAACCUGGCAAUAUGAUCCUUUAUCCAUAUUUUUUUUUCAGAUUCCCAUCCAUCAUGACUGCCAUCCGACUACGAGAAUUUGUUGAACGUCGCCGAGCGAUCCCACCAAGUAUCUUCAUUGCUCACCAAGGAAGAGACCUGCAAGGCUACUACCCCGGGCAGCUGGCAAGACUCCACUUUGAUGAUAGUGCAAAGAAAGCUCCCAGACCGCUCAUAGACUUGACAAUUCCACCCAAGAGAAAAUAUCACUAUCAGCCUCAAUUAGACCAACAGACACUCAUUCGCUGUAUUUGUUUUCGAAGACAUUCAAAGCCUGCCGAAUCAUGGUAUAAAGAAACCACUUACCAAAGAGACUAUUCUCUGCCGUUUUAUGAGAUUGAUUGGAACCAGAAAUUAGCCACAGUUUCACUGAAUCCUCGACCACUUAAUUCACUGCCAGAGCUCUACUGUUGUGAAGAGAGAAGCGGCUUUGAAAGAAAUGCUUUGAAACUAAAAUAACCAUGGUAUUUGAACAAAAGAAUGUCUAGCAUUCUUAGGUGACUCUUUUAGACUAAGUUAAUGGGAGCAGAACUACUUUUAA